ACGCCCGUGCCGCUAGCGCCGCCCCGCGCCACCCUCGCGCCGUCCGGCGUUCCCAGAGGCACCCUGAGGGUCUGAAAGGUGCAGAGCGCCUAGAGCAGGGCCGGGGCCGGGCGUGACCAGGCGACUGGGGCUGCGGAGUCGCGGUGGACGGUGCAAGGUCCCCCCUCGGCCGGCGACACAGUGGUUCGGGCCACCCAGGGAGCUUCAGGCUCCGGGUUUGAACCUGCCAACUUCUCCAGCGAGCGCCAGCGAGGCGGCGAGGGCGAGUGACAGAGAGCCGGAACCAUGGUCCAUCAAGUGCUCUAUCGGGCGCUGGUCUCCAGCAAGUGGCUGGCGGAGUCGGUCCGGGCUGGCAAGGUGGGGCCUGGCUUGCGGGUGCUGGACGCGUCCUGGUACUCACCAGGCACCCGCGAGGCGCGCAAGGAGUACCUGGAGCGCCAUGUGCCCGGCGCCUCCUUCUUCGAUAUAGAGGAGUGUCGGGACACCGCGUCUCCCUACGAGAUGAUGCUGCCCAGCGAGGAGGGCUUCGCCGACUACGUGGGCCGCCUGGGCAUCAGCAACGACACCCACGUGGUGGUGUAUGACGGUGACAACCUGGGCACCUUCUAUGCUCCCCGGGUCUGGUGGAUGUUCCGCGUGUUUGGCCACCGCACUGUGUCUGUACUCAAUGGUGGCUUCCGGAACUGGCUGAAGGAGGGCCACCCAGUGACCUCUGAGCCCUCCCGCCCAGAGCCAGCCAUCUUCAAAGCCACCCUGGACCGCUCUCUGCUCAAGACCUAUGAGCAGGUGCUGGAGAACCUCCAGUCCAAGAGGUUCCAGCUGGUGGAUUCACGGUCCCAAGGGCGAUACCUGGGCACUGAGCCAGAGCCGGAUGCAGUAGGACUGGAGUCGGGCCACAUCCGGGGCUCGGUCAACAUGCCGUUCAUGCACUUCCUGACGGAGGAUGGCUUUGAGAAGAGCCCAGAAGAGCUCCGCGCCAUGUUCCAGGCCAAGAAGGUCGACCUCUCGCAGCCCCUUAUUGCCACAUGUCGCAAAGGGGUCACCGCCUGCCACAUUGCCCUGGCCGCCUAUCUCUGCGGCAAGCCCGACGUGGCCGUCUACGAUGGCUCCUGGUGUGAGUGGUUCCGCCGGGCGCCCCCGGAGACCCGUGUGUCCCAGGGGAAGGACAGGAAGGCCUGAGCCGUGCCUCUUUGCUCCCUGGAACUCCGGCCCGUCUAGUGACGGGCGCCAUCUGCAGCUGGUUCCUCCUCUAGGCAAAGGAGAUUGGCGGGUUUGUAGAAUUGCCGUGCACAGGUGCCCUCUCCCCAGCAACACUGGAAUAAACGUUGCCGGUCUGAGUA
Messenger RNA from Tupaia belangeri chinensis (Chinese tree shrew), 1340 nucleotides. RefSeq names its product thiosulfate sulfurtransferase (gene TST). The transcript is spliced from 3 exons. The record is from RefSeq and is a predicted model, not a curated record. Bases 286 to 1179 code for a protein of 297 amino acids. Gene Ontology annotation, cellular component: mitochondrion. Gene Ontology annotation, molecular function: thiosulfate-cyanide sulfurtransferase activity. NCBI's taxonomy places the organism in Eukaryota, Metazoa, Chordata, Mammalia, Scandentia, Tupaiidae.